AUGGCAGGAUCUACUAAAAAGGCCCGACGCGAGGAGGACACGGCUACCCUAUCCGUGUCAGCCGAAACUGUGUCCCUUGUCCAUGCUUUCCUGCAUACUCAUACACCCAAGCUUGCGCCGAAGUUUGCGUCCAAGUAUCCUAACUUGGCUCUUGAAGACCAAGCGGGAAAUGCUGAUGCGUUAUCGAAUGCGCUAGUAAGUCUAGUGAAGACGGCCGUAUCUGUUCCCAAGUCAGAGCUGAGCGUACUUUUGCGCACAGAUGACGAAGAAGAAGAAGAAGCAGAAGACCGCGUGAAAGAGCGCAAGAUGCCGAAAGAGAAGAAGGACAAAAAGGAAAAGAAAGAGAAGAAGGAGAAGAAGAAAAAAUCCGAGGAAGCUGAGGCCAAGAAUAAGCCUGAAGAAGUGGAUGCUAAUGUCUCUAUACCUGCACCAGCUGCGCCUGAGGCUGUCGUAGAAGAGACGAUGGAAGUCGAAGUGCCAGCUCCUCAGCCUAAAAAGAAGGGACCUGUUCAGGGCCAGCGGUUCCAGCGCGUGAAAUCGGAAAAUGUCGUGUUUCUGGAUGAACGUCUUAAAGAUAUGAGCUAUGAUGCCAAAUCUGGCGCUGGAGAUUGGGGUGCCAAGGCCAGCGCCGAUCUCAUUGUGACGCGAGGGAAGGCGUUUACGAAGGAAAAGAACAAGAAGAAGCGCGGAAGUUACCGUGGUGGUCUUAUUGAUCAGGGAUCACACUCUAUCAAAUUUACAUACGACGAUGAAGAGUGA
Malassezia pachydermatis is the source of this 759-nucleotide messenger RNA. RefSeq lists its product as hypothetical. Lineage: Eukaryota; Fungi; Basidiomycota; Malasseziomycetes; Malasseziales; Malasseziaceae. The record is from RefSeq and is a predicted model, not a curated record. Gene Ontology annotation, cellular component: nucleolus; nucleoplasm. The transcript is spliced from 3 exons. Bases 1 to 759 code for a protein of 252 amino acids.